AUGGUCACUGAUUUAACAUCAGAUGCCUUCAUAGCGUGUUUAAAGAGAUUUGUGGCUCGAAGAGGUUUAUGUUCGAAAUUAUUUUCAGAUAACGGCACAAACUUCAUAGGAGCAAAUAAGGAACUUUCUAAGUUAUACAAUUUAGUUUUAAAACUCGACGAUAGUCUUGCUAGUUAUUUGUCAACAGAGGGAAUUGAUUGGAACUUCAUUCCACCUAGAGCUCCUAACUUUGGUGGCCUCUGGGAAAGUGGAGUUAAAGCAUUUAAAUAUCAUUUCAAACGCAUUUUAGGUAAUUCCAAGAGCUAUGAAGAAUUCCUAACAGUUAUUACGCAAAUAGAAGGAAUUCUAAAUUCUAGACCACUUGCACCUCUGUCGUCCGAUAUCGAUGUGUAUGACGUGUUAACCCCUGCUCAUUUCUUAAUUGGCAGAUCCUUAAAUACUGUUGUAGAGCCAAAUUUAAUCGAAGUUAAAGACAAUCGAUUAUCCAAUUGGAAAAAACUGACAAAAUUAAUUCAAAUGUUUUGGAGAAAAUGGCAUAUACAGUAUCUUAAUAAUUUGCAACAGAGGUCCAAGUGGAAGAUCAAAGAAUUUCAUAUACCUCCUUCCUCCACCUCCUUCCCUCUAUUCUCUUCUACCAUUCUCGGAGAAAUUCGGCGUGAAGCUGAAAUCUACUUCACGGCGGCCUACUUCUCCCCCUCUAGUACCACCCAGAACAAACUUCCCAAACUGCAGUACAGACUGUAA
This is a messenger RNA of Argiope bruennichi, 744 nucleotides long. RefSeq lists its product as uncharacterized. Gene Ontology annotation, molecular function: nucleic acid binding. The transcript is spliced from 2 exons. Gene Ontology annotation, biological process: DNA integration. The coding region runs from base 1 to 744 and encodes 247 amino acids. The record is from RefSeq and is a predicted model, not a curated record. NCBI's taxonomy places the organism in Eukaryota, Metazoa, Arthropoda, Arachnida, Araneae, Araneidae.